AUGGCCACAGAAGCCGGUGCGUCAAAACGGCGCUGCGUAAGCACUGCAUGUGUUGCCUGCCGCCGCAGGAAAUCCAAGUGUGACGGCAAUUUGCCCAGUUGCGCAGCAUGCUCAUCUGUCUACCACACGCCAUGUAUUUAUGAUCCAAAUUCCGACCACCGACGCAAGGGUGUGUACAAGAGGGAUACCGAUACGCUAAGGACCCGGCACACGACCCUUCAAACGCUUGUUCAGGCAUUGCUGAACUGUGAAGAAGACGACGCAUUUGACCUCCUCCGUCAAAUUCGUUCAUGCGAUGAUCUGGAAGAAGUCGCCAAAUCGGUUAUUGCUGGUGAAAAGGGACUUCACCCAGCUGCCUCAGCGGCCCCUACUGCAGAAACUGACCGGCAGUCCUUCGAAGAUGAUGGUGCAGCCGAUCAAUUCGAGCAUGAGCUUUCAGGAAAAAUGAGCCAGCUUGUGCUGGAUGGCACGCGCAGGUUCAUUGGAGGAACAUCCAAUCUAAUAUUCCUUCCCUCAGACUCAGAAUUUGACGAGUCGACAUCGACGAAUGAUCACGCUGCAGUCAACGAGUCUUAUACCAUUCGACGAUGGACCCUCGUGACUGACGAUGAUUCGCUCAUCAGUCACCUUCUGACAAUGUACUUUACCUGGCACUAUCCUUUCUUCACACUUCUUGCCAAAGACAUGUUCUAUCGCGAUUACGUGCGUGGUGUUGCAAGCCCUUAUUGCUCAUCGUUACUCGUGAAUGCAAUGCUAGCCCUGGGAUGCCAUUUUAGCUCAUGGAAUGGCGCUCUCGCAGACCCGUUGAAUACCAAUACAGCGGGUGAUCAUUUCUUCAAGGAAGCCAAGAGACUGAUUUUGGAGAACGACGAGCACGAAAGUGCCAAACUUUGCACGGUGCAGGCAUUCGCUCUCAUGUCAGUUCGCGAGGCUGGGUGUGGACGAGAAGGAAAAGGCUGGGUCUACAGCGGCCUUAGCUUUCGCAUGGCCUUGGAUUUGGGUCUCAAUCUCGAUCCCAGUAACAUGGGCUCACACAAUCUCAGCGAAGAAGAAAUUGACGCCCGGCGCAUCACUUACUGGGGGUGUCAUCUCAUUGAUAAAUGUUGGUCCAAUUAUCUAGGCCGGCAGCCUCAGCUAUCUGCGUCAAACACCAAUGUACCCAAAUUUGAGGUAUUUCCAAAGGAAGAGACCGAGCUUUGGUCACCUUAUACCGACGCUGGUGUCCUCCAGGAUCACACGCAGCCAUCCAGAACCAGAGCGGUGGCAUUUCACAUUUCGAAGUUGUGCGAAAUCAGUAGUGACCUGCUUGUGUUCUUCUACCAUCCAGCUGAACCGGAGAAGAUCCAGCAGAAACAGCUAGAACUGAAAAGGCUCAGUGACAUCCAUACGCGACUCGAGGCAUGGAAGAAGGAGUUACCCAAGGAAAUGGAGCCAAAGGAAGGGCAACUGCCUCAGGUCCUUGUCAUGCACAUGUUCAAUCAAUUGCUAUUCAUCCAUCUUUACCGGCCCUUCCUAAAGUACAGUCGAACCAAUACUCCACUCCCGUCACACGUCUCACCACGCAGGAUCUGCACACAAGCCGCGUCCGCCAUCUCCAAAUUACUGAGAAUGUACAAACGAACUUAUGGAUUGAGGCAAAUAUGCAACAUUGCCGUUUACAUCGCACAUACUGCAUGCACCAUACAUUUACUGAACCUUCCAGAGAAAAACGCCCAGCGCGAUAUCAUACAUGGGCUUCGGAAUCUUGAGGAGAUGGCCGAAGGGUGGCUUUGUGCUCGACGCACGCUGAGGAUCCUGGACCUUUCAGCCCUCAAAUGGCAGGUCAAUCUACCUUCCGAAGCAACUGCGAUCUUAUGGCGUAGCCAUACCAAAUGGGGCUCGUGGGGCUCGUGGGAGCAAUCAGCCUCGCCUUCAGCCUCUGAGGGCUCGCAAGCCGUCCAUCCGCAUCUCAAGUCUACUGUCACAACACCAAGCCAAUAUUCACCAACCCCGAAUACUCGCCCAGACUUUUCGACAACGACGUCAGAGAUGACUGCGAGAAUCAACUUCAAUUUGCUGGCUUCCUCAAUAGAAUUAAUCGGGGAUACUCGUCACAUGGAGGCACCACUUCAAAAUUCCCAACCUAUGCCGAGCGCUAGCGCUCAGGGAUCGGAAUUUGUACCUUCAGAAUCAAGGAACUUGCGAUCUUCUUUCAAUCCCCACCUUGCCUCGGCAGGCUCGUCAUCCAUGCACCGUUCUUCUUCGAGCUGGUUCGAUCCAGCUACGCUAUCAGCACCUCAAGCUGUAUCGCAGAUUCCACCGGCCUAUCCGGGUACAACUUCGCCUGCAUUCAGAGGCCCACAGCUGCCGGUGGAUGAAAGCCAGGAGUGGUGGUCCCACGAUUCUCUCGGCCUGGGGACUUGGUCUGGUUUGUGGGGUACAGGAACGGUGCAUUCGCCUACCAACCCGCAGUAUCAGGAUGAUCAAACCCAACCAUACCCACUACCCAGUGCCACAGCUCAGCAAUCGACCGCAUCUUACCCACCAGCACAUCACGUCCGAAUUACAGCGCAAAGACCCGCAACUCAAAAGAACCCCACUGGUCAAAACAACAGCAUGGGGUACGAGGAGCCGUGGCAAUGA
Penicillium diatomitis is the source of this 2622-nucleotide messenger RNA. RefSeq names its product putative C6 transcription factor (NirA). The record is from RefSeq and is a predicted model, not a curated record. Gene Ontology annotation, biological process: regulation of DNA-templated transcription; DNA-templated transcription. The transcript is spliced from 5 exons. Gene Ontology annotation, molecular function: zinc ion binding; DNA-binding transcription factor activity, RNA polymerase II-specific; DNA binding. Bases 1 to 2622 code for a protein of 873 amino acids. NCBI's taxonomy places the organism in Eukaryota, Fungi, Ascomycota, Eurotiomycetes, Eurotiales, Aspergillaceae.